Ornithodoros turicata is the source of this 774-nucleotide messenger RNA. RefSeq lists its product as uncharacterized. The coding region runs from base 1 to 774 and encodes 257 amino acids. The record is from RefSeq and is a predicted model, not a curated record. NCBI's taxonomy places the organism in Eukaryota, Metazoa, Arthropoda, Arachnida, Ixodida, Argasidae. The transcript has a single exon.
AUGGACUGGCCUACAGAUAUCUGCCCUAGUCAAAAGCACGACGACUUGGGCAAUGGACUCACCUCUGCCUGUCAGAGCUCGAGCUUACCGACUUCUCCUCAUUUGCACGGUCCGCUCCUUAGGAUUGAAGACUACGGGCGCCUCUCUAAAGUUCUAAGAGUCACUGCGUGGAUCAAAAGGUUUCUUCGUAAUGUGUCACUCAACGCCACGUCCUCCUCCGGGCCGCAAACAGCCUCUGAGGUGUGUGAAGCAGAGUUGUACUGGAUACGAUUCGUUCAACGCUCUGCCUUUCAUUCAGAAAUCACUAUGUUAGAGGACAUACAAUCGGUCGACUCUACUUCCACUAUUCUGGCUUUACAGACAUUCCUUGACCAGAAAGGUUUGCUUCGUGUUAGUAGACGCCUGCAGGCCCUUGAUGUGUCGGAGGAGUUGAAGCAUCCUAUGAUACUACCGUGCAACGACCCGUUCACUGAACUUCUGGUAGACGCAAUGCAUGUCCGCCUUCUUCAUGGAGGAGUCCAGCUAACCUUAAUUGAACUCCGCUCCAGGUUCUGGAUUCUGAAAGGUCGUCGGACAGUGAGGCGGGUAUUGAACGCUUGCUUGCCGUGCCGUCGUAGACGCUUGCGUCCGGAGUCUGCUCCUCCCGCACCGUUACCCAGGGACCGGAUAACCGAAACCAUGCCGUUUGACGUCGUUGGAAUUGACUUUUGUGAACCACUGUACUGCCGCGCGUCACCAAACACUGACAGAGAGGUGUACAUAGUUGUGUUCUAG